AUGCACAAAGACAUCUCAAAGUUGAUACUAUAUGCUACACAUGGCAUUCUGACAGAACAAGACUCCCCACUUGGCUACCUGCUACUUCGAUGUCAAUAUAUCACAGAAACCGAUGAAGAGAAUGAAAAGGGCUGGAGCUUUCUGAAAUUGCACCUGACCAUGCACAUUUUCGAUGACAUUGAGGCUAAAGGCGUCACAAAGAACUACAAUACCAAGCUGAAUGAGCAAAUGCAUGGACCAUUGAAGAACUCAUAUCAACACUGGACCAACUUUAAGAACUUUGCAGAACAGAUUCUUUGGAUCGAUCACUGGCUACUUGUCUCAAACAACAUUUGUCAUCGUGUCGAGGACAUGGCCAAUUAUUUGAGGUCAAUGUCACAAGCUGAUGAAGUGGAUGUUGACGCUGAUGACCCCGCAAUGGAUGAGCUGGUCCUUUGGAUGGCUCAUCGGGAUGUUGACACAGGCUUUGUUGACUUCUGUAUUGAGCUUAAUGCCUUCCUUAAUGUUUUCCUACUGGCCUGUAACUUACCCCUACCCAAUGGGAAAAGAGUCCAGCUCCAACUGAGUGAUGCAAUAAGUACCUCUUAG
Suillus discolor is the source of this 588-nucleotide messenger RNA. RefSeq lists its product as uncharacterized. The coding region runs from base 1 to 588 and encodes 195 amino acids. The record is from RefSeq and is a predicted model, not a curated record. The transcript has 6 exons. NCBI's taxonomy places the organism in Eukaryota, Fungi, Basidiomycota, Agaricomycetes, Boletales, Suillaceae.